Messenger RNA from Cryptotermes secundus, 5073 nucleotides. Its product is annotated as locomotion-related protein Hikaru genki. NCBI's taxonomy places the organism in Eukaryota, Metazoa, Arthropoda, Insecta, Blattodea, Kalotermitidae. The record is from RefSeq and is a predicted model, not a curated record. Bases 210 to 1685 code for a protein of 491 amino acids. The transcript is spliced from 10 exons.
UAGAAGACAAGAAUAAAAACGUCGCAUUGAACCUUGGAAACACGUACCCCCUGAAUGUGGGAGAUGAGGAAAGCGAAAAGUCUCAGAAUCGACGAGGCAGGAAUGAGAAUUUUCAAUCACGUGACCGGACGUUCGGAGCUUGGCCGAGGGAACGGAGGAAGCACGGCUAUACGUCGGACUGGUCUGGCUCCGGGUGUCCGCCUCCUGACAUGGCGCUCAACGGCUCCGGGUUGCCCCGAACUGUGGCGGACCGUCACCGCUCCGACUACAGAACGGAGGUCACGGAGGUCAAGUUCUCGGGGCAGAUCGGCCCGCUCGGGGAGAAGCGGCUUUGUAAGAUCAAGUGUAUUGGAGGCAACUGGGUCGGCCCCCUCUGCCAGAAUCAGGAAGAAGGGGGGCGCUACCGUCCGCUGUUCCGCGGCUGCCGAAUGGACUACGUGCCUCCACACCUCGUCGUCACGUACAGGAAUGUCACCAUCACAACGGAUCGACUGACGUUUCCGCACGGCGCCAUGGUGCUGGUACGCUGCCGAGAGCUCGGAGUUUACAAAUUGCUGGGGGAGUCCUCGCUUCAGUGCCAGAAUGGUGUGUGGACCCACCGACCGCCGGCCUGUAUUCCAACUACUAUGCUUACCAACUUCACCGAGGACUCUCCCCCAACGGUUCUGAUUAAAAUACCGUCGGGUUCCGCAUCUGUUGAACCGUCCGGGGACCUCGCCGUUUUCCCUGGUUCCAUUCUGCAUCUCGAGUGCCUCUUCUCUCGGAAGCUGGGCAACCCCGAGUGGACAUGGACCUCCACUUUCCGACAGUUUCUCACGGGGUGGGCGAUAGCGGCGGAGGAGCGGGAGUGGAAGUACCGGCUGUCCAUCUACUACACGAAGCCACAAGACUCCGGCGUGUUCACAUGCUCAACGCCAAGAGGCCUAACCAAUAGCAUCACAGUCCACGUUACGGCGGUCCACUGCGAGCCAAUGGAAAUCAAUGACCCUUACCUGACGUCACGCGUGGAAGGCACUCGACUGGGUCAAGUGGCAGUUUUCCAGUGCCCUAUUGGUUUCCGACUCAAUGGCACUUCUAACCUCACUUGCCAGGCUUCAGGACGGUGGUCGGCCCCAGUACCCUACUGUAUGCCCAUAAUAUGUCCGCGCCUGGAGACAGAGGACCCGCAUCUCUCGCUGGUGGAACACAACACGAGCUACGGAGGACGGGCCGUGUUCCGUUGCGCCUGGGGUUACAGGUUGACAGCGCCCCCUGGGAUCGAGUGUGAGGUGGAUGGACAGUGGUCCGGACCCGUGCCUUCUUGUGAGGCGGUGUUGUGCCCACCGCCCCUUCCUCCCGUCAAUGGGCGCCUGGUGGACGAGGGCCCGCACUACCAAGUCGGGUCGACUGUGCAGUUCACUUGCAACGAGCGCCAUCAGCUUGUCGGCGAGUCCAGCAUCGUGUGCACGGAAACCGGCUUCUGGUCACAUCCUCCACCGUUCUGCAAAGCACGCUGCCCUUAUCCAGGAGACCCGGAACAUGGAAGGAUCGCACCAGUCAAAUUCUCGUACGAACCCGGAGACCACCUGAAAGUGACAUGUGCUACGGGAUACGUGGUGAAGAUGGAGGCGCGAUCGCCACAGUGCCGUGUGGACGGAACAUGGUCCGAGAAAGUGCCGGAGUGCCGUUCCUAUCGUGAUGUCUGAUUGGACAAGAACCGGAAUCAGCGGUAAGACGAUACCAAGCGGCAUUAGGGGUGUAGAACCAACUCGCAUCAUCCAAUGUAAAGUACAGUGAUCUUGCAGAAUCAUUAGUGAUGAACAAUAAUUAACAAAAUAUAGUCCAGAAAAAUUGUAACAUUACUCAGUUUCUCUCGUAAUCGACUAAUAUUCUUGAAACACUUGAGAACUUGGAUAUGAAAUUGUUUAUAUUUAAUUUACAUAGAAUAUUUGAACUUCAAUAGAUUUAUAGAACAUAAGUUGUGUGUGAAUUUAUGCACACUAGGAGAAUGGAAAUAUGCUGGGCUCUGAGAAACCAGAAUUGAGUAACAAGAUUUAUUGGCUCAUGGCAAUAAUCUAAGUGGUGCAGCAGUUUUUAUCCUACAGUAAUCUCUUUUUGCAGGAUCUGUUUUAAGACAUGAAAAUUUGAAUAUUCGCUUCAGUUCAAGAGAGACAUUUGCAGAACAAAAUAAGCGAAUUAACUUUUUACUGCAUACAUUUUGUCUGCUUCAUAUUUUGUAGGCUUAAAUUACAACAGUUCUGCACAGUUGCUCUGAUUUUCAUUAUUGAGAUAUCUGAAGUGUCCCUAAUGAUAACUUGGUCCUCAUUACUAGACAAUGACCAUAGGUACAUACCAUUUCUGUAUAGUAAGUACAUGUAACAUGGAGCUAAACAUGCACAGUGCAGACCAUCACUGUAUCUGCUGUAAUUUGUUCAAAAUAGUUCAUUUACCUCAAAACUGAAAGCCUGUUACAGAUAUGCUAGUGAUUACUGGUAACAACUCUAUUGAACAAUCCUUAAUCUUCAAGUGAAUGUUCCAUUAUUUAUAUUACAAAGGACACGAGUUAGGUUCACAUUACCAAUUAAGUUGUAUGUGUUUUAGUACAGUGAAUGAAUUUGGUCCACACAUAUAUAUAUAAUUAUACUUCUUUCAUUGUAAUUUUAACAUAUUUACUUAUUUUCGCAGGAGUGAAGUCAGUUAUGUAGUACAUAUAAAAGUAUAAACACAGAAAAUAGUUUUUGAAGCACAAAAUUUACAUUUUCCCAGUCCAAGUUGUAAGAGAGGCCUACAUAUUCCAUAAAAUUUGAUUUUAAAAUAUGAGAAUAUUUCAUUUUCAUUUUAUACUUUUUUAUUCCAGCUUUUAAUUUAAUGUAAUUUAUUUACAUGCAUACCGAAGUCAUAGCAUGAUCGAGCUAGAUGGAUGGACAUUGUAGAUAGAUUGUAUUAAUUCUAUGGACACUGGAAAAGUCACUGUACAAAUAAACUCGAUAAGCAAGCCAGAAAAGCCCAAGCACAAGGCACGAUUCACAUAAAUUUUCAUAAAUGUCAAAUUCGUUAUAGUUAGUCCACAUUGAGUAUUACAGUUCCAUAAAUAAUGUAACAAGCUGCUGUUAAUUACAUAAAGUGUACAAAUUAUUCAGGAGAGUAGGAGAUAUAUGACAAUGACAGUUCAAAUUGUCUUCUGUUAUUUGACAGGCUUUCAAUUCCUACUGGGAGCUUGCUAUACAAUUUAAUUGCUGCAUAGUGUACAACCUUUUUGAAUACUGUCUGUGAAGAUCAUGUCUGUGCUUCGUGUUCACUUCAUGAAACUUUGAAUUUGUUAAAGAAAUUUCAUAAUUAUAAAUUUUAAGUGUCAUUAAAUUAAAUGUAUACUCAGACUGAAGUUUUAGUAUGCAGAAUCUCUUAUAUAAAUAUUUAUUUGACACAUUUCUCUGAGGACUAAACAUAAUUCUGAUUAUUCUUUCCUGCAGAAGGAAUACUUUACUAGGUGCAUUAUUAUUAUUAUUGAAUUUCCGUAGGAUAUUGCACCCUAUAGCAUGAAUGAGUGGAAAAAACAAAGUAGACUUACUGUCCUUGGAAAGUCUACAUUGGGAAUAUGUUACUCAUUGAAUCAUUUUUUGAUCUCAAGUUAUCUUUAUAGUUUUAAUAACAAGUUCUUUGUUUUGAUUAUAAUGUUUAAAUUUUAUAAACCUAUAAUUUUGUUAUACUGCGUAUAUAAGUCUGUAUACAUCUGGUGUGGUUAGAAGUAGGCCUAAUUGUCAAGUUGGCAGUGUUCCUUGAUAGCCCAGUUUUUGCCAAGAAGACCCAUAAAGAAAUGAGAAUCAGCAGUUAAUUUCUCACGAGUCUGAAAAUUCUAAAAUGUGAAUAAUAAAUAAAAUUUAUGAAAUAAUACAGGACACUGGGAAGUGAUAUUAACCUUUCUGCAGAAAAAUUGUUUAGUUGUCCCUAGUAUAAUAUUAUUCCUGCCCUCUCUUGACAUGUACUAAGGCUGAAUCUACUGAUAUCUUGCACUUCACUAAGCCUCAUGGCCUCAAAUUCAACAAACAUUUGUUGUCCAGUGUUUAAUUUUUGUUCCUUUUCCAUUCCUUAGUUAAUGUCAGAAACAUUUCUGUCACUCACACUGAAAUUUAUGUUACUAAAUACCAAACAGAAAAAUCUUCAAUUUUUUCAGCAAUAGGCAACAAAAUCAGAAAAAAAUGUCUGUGAUUUCCAAUUCCAUUUCCAUAGAGCAACAACAAUCUUCGAAAUCUCAAAUUUUAGUGCGGGAGAGAAAAAUCCUGUGAUUUGCUUUAUUAUUGAGAAUUUAUGAUUGAGGUUUAUGAUUGAUGAUUUAUAAUGAGGCCACAAAUGAAACCCUUCUUAAUUAUUAUAUAGUGAUGGCCAUAUCAUUAUGUGGGUCACCAAUAAUUGCAAGUCACCGAUGACUAUCAAAAACGUCCUUUAUUCUUAACCCCUAGACUAAUUUUGAACCAAAUAUCGGUUUAUAUUGCUGCAACUUGUUGGAGGUGGCGCAGGUUGUACAAUACAUUUUAUCUUCACCACAAUUAUCAUGUCUUUUGUAGUUUAAUUCACAACACUAUCAACAUCUAGAGUACAUACUGCUGCAUGGUAGGAGGGUGAUGAAUGCUCAAAUGGGAAGUAUCUCGAAAAGAGCAGUCAAGGUCUGAGCAAGGUACUGUCCAGUCAUGUGCUUGGAAUGACUAUGUAAAACUGAAAAUCUCAGGAUUAGCAAUAUCUUGAAGAGAUGCCUGCCAAAAAUGAGUCAAGGGCAUUAUCACUUUGCCUUCCCACGAGGAAUUAAAUUGUUUGUGAGUUGAAUUAACUGAAUUCAUGAGCCAGAAUUCAGAAAAUACACAAGAAUUUUUUGUCUUUUUUAAAUACAUCGCCCUUGUCUGAAUGUUCUUCUUUCCAUUGAAUUUAUCAUUAAAAGAAAUGAAGAUAUUUAUGACAAUGUGUUAACUCUGCAUUAGGAAAUUUAUUCCAAUGAAUUACAUAAAAUGACAACUUCAGCAUCAAGGUAAGUUACUGAUUUAUAAUUCUGUUUAUAUCUGUUUCGACUGAGCAGCUUAUAUUAUUUGUUUAUAUACGCAUCAU